CCCAGACUCCCCAAUAUCUCCCCUCUUAUCUUAACGCCGGCACAACCCCAUCCACACAUACACACAAUGUCGACCAACCCCCGAUUCGACCCUAACUUCACUCCCUAUGUGGUCAAUGCCAUGGGACCCAAAACCCCUGAGCGCGCUCGCGUUGUCUUGGGGGCCUUGAUCAGACACAUUCAUGACUUUGCUCGUGAGGUUGAGCUCACCCCCGCGGAGUGGAUGCUUGGUGUGGAAUUCAUCAACUCUAUUGGCAAGAUUAGCACUCCUAUCCGUAACGAAUGCCAUCGUAUCUGCGACGUUAUUGGACUCGAAUCCCUCGUCGAUGAGAUCGCCAACAAAAUUGUCACAGAACAGGGGCUUUCCCCCACCUCUAACGUGAUUCUCGGUCCCUUCUGGUCGCCCAAAGCUCCAUUCCGUAACCUGGGCGAUAGCAUCAUCCAGGACCCCAACCCUAACGGCAAGGUCACCUACAUGCACGGUGUUAUCAAGGACAUGGAAACCGGACAGCCUAUCGCCGGCGCUGUCCUCGAUAUCUGGCAGGCUUCCGCCAACGGACAGUACGACUUCCAAGACCCAGCGCAGAGUGAGAACAACCUCCGCGGCAAGUUCAGAUCGAACGAGAAGGGAGAGUUCUUCUGGUACUGCUACCACCCUACUCCCUACUCCCUGCCUACCGACGGCCCCGCUGGUGUGCUCCUCAACAUCAUGGACCGCUCCCCGAUGCGCCCGGCUCACAUCCAUCUCAUGAUCACUCACCCUGACUACGCUACCGUUAUCAACCAGAUCUAUCCCAGCGAUGACCCGCAUCUCGAUAUCGAUUCUGUUUUUGCUGUUAAGGAUGAUCUUGUCGUCGAGUUCAAGCCCAAGACCGACGACCCCAAGGCCCAGCUCGACCUCGAGUACAAUGUCAGCAUGGCCCUCAAGAAGCACCACCCCAACCCCAACUCUGCACCCCCAGUUUCAUCGUUCGAGCGCUAUAACAAGGCCGGCGGCGAGAAACUAUAGAAAACUAGCUACCGUGGUGAUCCCACCACUGAUGUACAUAUAUCCAUUUUUUUUUUUUUUUUCAAAAGAAAACCUCGAGAGACAAGCCAAUACCCCUACGGAAGGGGCAAAUGGCGAAGGAUGUUUCCCAGGCUGAGGUCCCUCCAGGUUCAAGGUCACAGAUAGGGUGGCGCCGGCGUCACCAGGGAUAUAUGAUCCCUAAUCAAUAGUGUGUGUGUGUGUGUGUGGCUGGGGUCUGGGGAGCUGAGCAGACAGAAAGCUUUGGUUUCUACACCUUGUGAUGGUAGAUGAUUUUCAUGACGCAUCGAAAUCUUAUAUUUAUUUUCAAAC
Messenger RNA from Aspergillus ochraceoroseus IBT 24754, 1338 nucleotides. Its product is annotated as putative catechol dioxygenase. Gene Ontology annotation, molecular function: ferric iron binding; catechol 1,2-dioxygenase activity. The transcript has 2 exons. The record is from RefSeq and is a predicted model, not a curated record. Bases 67 to 1008 code for a protein of 313 amino acids. Lineage: Eukaryota; Fungi; Ascomycota; Eurotiomycetes; Eurotiales; Aspergillaceae. Gene Ontology annotation, biological process: catechol-containing compound metabolic process.